AUGAAAAUGAAGGCCUACUUUUACGAAGAAAGCUCUCUAAAUCCACACAGUCCCAAUGACUCGGGUGAGUUGGCAACGUUAGACGAUUUAAGACGGAUUGGCGUCAACUACAGACACCAGGAUGAAGACUUGGUUGCAUUUGCAAACCAAAUUAUGGAAGAAUUCGCUUUCCGCGAACGGGACGAAGUUGUCAUCAGCCGGAAAACAUUUGGUGAUGCGUAUGACGCUAAAUUGGCUACUUUCUUCGAGGAACAUCUGCACGAAGACGACGAGAGUCGACUCAUCCUUGACGGGGAAGGUUUUUUUGACGUUCGAUCCGCAGACGACCGUUGGAUUCGUGUACUUGUCGAAAAAGGUGAUCUACUCGUUCUUCCAGCUGGUUUGUAUCACCGAUUUACAACAACAGAAAAACACUAUACCCAUGCAAUGCGCCUAUUCCUCGAAAAUCCCAAAUGGAUUGCCCUUCCUCGCACCGCUGAGGCUGAAAAGAGUGAAUGCCGUCAAGCAUACCUACGCAGCAUUCAACAGUAA
Molecule: messenger RNA, 531 nt
Organism: Schizosaccharomyces japonicus yFS275
Lineage: Eukaryota; Fungi; Ascomycota; Schizosaccharomycetes; Schizosaccharomycetales; Schizosaccharomycetaceae
Product: acireductone dioxygenase family protein
Exons: 1
Coding region: 1-531 (176 amino acids)
Biological process (GO): L-methionine cycle
Cellular component (GO): cytoplasm; nucleus
Molecular function (GO): nickel cation binding; acireductone dioxygenase (Ni2+-requiring) activity; iron ion binding
Source: RefSeq, a predicted model, not a curated record